Messenger RNA from Castor canadensis (American beaver), 3250 nucleotides. It is a transcript of the gene Chd1l, whose product is annotated as chromodomain helicase DNA binding protein 1 like. Gene Ontology annotation, molecular function: DNA helicase activity; ATP binding. Gene Ontology annotation, cellular component: nucleus. Lineage: Eukaryota; Metazoa; Chordata; Mammalia; Rodentia; Castoridae. Gene Ontology annotation, biological process: chromatin remodeling; DNA repair. The record is from RefSeq and is a predicted model, not a curated record.
GGGCCUCUCUCUGCCAUGGCGGGCGAUGAGCCGGGCUUCCUACAGGCGCUGCAGCCUAAGGGCCGGCCUGAGGCGGUGCAGACGCGGGUGCAGGCCCAGGACUUAGGGCAGUGGGGCCUGACAGGGAUUCAUCUUCACCCUUAUCAGCUGGAGGGAGUCAACUGGCUAGCCCAAUGCUUCCAUUCUCAAAAUGGUUGCAUCCUAGGAGAUGAGAUGGGACUCGGUAAGACAUGCCAGACUAUCGCUCUCUUCAUUUACUUGGCCGGAAGAUUGAAUGAUGAAGGACCAUUUCUGAUUCUUUGUCCCUUGUCUGUUUUGAGCAACUGGAAAGAAGAAAUGGAGAGAUUUGCUCCAGGUCUUUCCUGUGUAACAUAUGUAGGUGACAAGGAGGAGAGAGCGCGCCUUCAGCAAGACCUAAAGCAGGAGUCAAGUUUUCAUGUGCUGUUGACCACCUAUGAGAUUUGCUUAAAAGAUGCCUCCUUUCUGAAAUCCUUCUCUUGGAGUGUUCUUGUUGUGGAUGAAGCUCACAGACUAAAAAACCAAAGCUCCCAGCUACAUAAGACACUUUCAGAGUUCUCAGUGGUCUUCAGUCUCCUGUUGACUGGGACUCCUAUCCAGAACAGCCUCCAAGAGCUCUACUCCCUCCUCAGUUUUGUGGAGCCUGAUCUCUUUUCCAAGGAGGAGGUGGAAGAUUUUGUUCAACGUUACCAGGAUAUUGAGAAAGAGUCCAAAUCAGCAAGUGAACUACACAAACUCUUGCAGCCUUUUCUGCUGAGGCGAGUGAAAGCUGAGGUAGCUACCAAGCUUCCCAAGAAGACAGAAGUAGUGAUAUAUCAUGGCAUGUCAGCAUUGCAGAAAAAAUACUACAAGGCCAUCUUGAUGAAAGAUCUUGAUGCAUUUGAAAAUGAGAUGGCAAAGAAAGUUAAACUUCAGAACAUCUUGUCCCAGCUUCGAAAGUGUGUGGAUCACCCAUAUUUGUUUGAUGGUGUGGAACCAGAGCCUUUUGAAGUUGGAGACCACCUGAUUGAGGCUAGCGGGAAACUUCACCUGCUGGAUAAGCUGCUGGCAUUCCUUUAUUCCAGGGGCCAUCGGGUUUUACUGUUCUCCCAAAUGACCCAGAUGUUGGAUAUUCUCCAAGACUAUAUGGAUUACAGAGGUUACAGCUAUGAGCGUGUGGAUGGUUCUGUGAGAGGAGAAGAGAGACACCUGGCCAUUAAGAACUUUGGACAGCAACCCAUUUUUGUAUUUCUCCUGAGUACCAGAGCAGGUGGAGUUGGCAUGAACUUAACAGCAGCAGAUACCGUUAUUUUUGUUGACAGUGAUUUUAAUCCUCAGAACGACUUGCAAGCAGCUGCCAGGGCUCACCGGAUAGGCCAGAACAAGUCUGUUAAAGUUAUUCGGCUGAUCGGCCGAGACACUGUGGAAGAAAUUGUUUGUAGGAAAGCAGCCUCCAAACUGCAGCUCACCAACAUGAUUAUAGAAGCUGGCCAUUUUACUUUGGGAGCUCAGAAACCUUCAGCCGAUGCUGACCUCCAGCUAAGUAAGAUCCUCAAAUUUGGCUUGGAUAAACUGCUGUCCUCUGAGGGCAGCACCAUGGAAGAAACAGACCUGGAGUCCAUCCUGGGAGAAACCAAAGAUGGCCAGUGGGUCUCUGAUGCCCUGCCUGCAGCAGGAGGAGGGAGCAGAGAGCAAGAGGAAGGAAAAAACCAUAUGUACCUAUUUGAAGGUAAAGAUUAUUCUAAAGAGCCCAGUAAGGAAGACAGAAAAUCAUUUGAACAACUGGUGAAUCUUCAGAAAACUCUUUUGGAGAAAGCAAAUCAGGAGGGCCGGUCACUCCGAAAGAAAGGCAGUGUUCUUAUCCCAGGCCUUGUGGAGGGAUCCACCAAAAGGAAGCGUAUACUGAGCCCAGAAGAACUGGAGGACAGACAGAAGAAAAGACAAGAAGCAGCAGCCAAGAGAAAGAGACUAAUAGAGGAGAGGAAGAGGGAAAAGGAAGAAGCUGAACAUAAGAAAAAGAUGGCCUGGUGGGAAUCCAACAAUUACCAGUCCUUCUGCCUGCCCUCUGAGGACAGUGAGCCUGAGGACCUUGAGGAUGAGGAAGAUGAAGAUGCUGCUGAGCUAGAUGGUAGAGACCCAGACUCCACCUCCAUUAAAUAUGUUAUUGGUGAUGUCACCCACCCACAGGCUGGGGCAGAAGAUGCACUCAUCGUACACUGUGUGGAUGACUCUGGCCGUUGGGGCAGAGGUGGUUUAUUCACAGCUCUGGAAACACGAUCAGAUGAGCCAAGAAAAAUAUAUGAGCUAGCUGGGAAAAUGAAAGACUUGAGUUUGGGAGGUGUCCUUUUAUUUCCUAUUGAUGAUAAGGAGUCCAGAGACAAAGGGAAGGAUUUGUUGGCGUUGGUUGUGGCUCAGCAUCGCGAUCGCUCCAAUGUCCUAUCUGGCAUUAGGAUGGCAGCCCUAGAAGAGGUAAAAAAGAUAUUCUUAGCAGCAAAGAAGAAGAAAGCAAGCGUUCAUCUUCCACGCAUUGGACAUGCCAUGAAGGGUUUUAACUGGUAUGGUACUGAACGACUUAUUCGGAAACAUUUGGCUGCGAGAGGCAUCCCAACCUACAUAUAUUACUUUCCUAGAAGCAAGGCUGUUAUCCUUCAUUCACAGUCCUCAUCUUCAACAUAGCUGGUGCCUUAGCAAAAUCUUCCCAGUGUUAGAUCCAGUCUCUAGAAACCAGCUAGUAAGACACUUGCCCAGAGUGACUGUCGUACAGCAUUUCAAGAAGGAGUCUGGACCUAGUGGAUCUCUGAGACAGAAGGUUUUCUGAAUUCUAAUUUGUUCUCCUGGAUGUGUUACUCUGAUCUGGUACCUGUCAUACAGCAAUUCUCCACUUUUUUGGGAAAGUCCCUUGGCCUCAGUUUGCAUGACUGCUUGUAUAACAAUAAAUUUUCUGACUCUAGUAGUUUCAUUGCUUUCUUUCCCCUAUAUCUAGUUUUCUUCCCCUCAAGAAGUCAGUCUUAAUUUCUUUACAGAGAGCUACAGAAGCCUAUCUGGAUUAAGGAGAUGUGAGAAGCAGUAGAACUGGGAAGCUCUAAGGAAAGGAAGCUCUUUACCAACUUAUGCCUUUAAAAAGUGAGAUUCUUAUUUCUUUUUUUGGUGGGGGAGUGGUUUGGGGUUUUGUACUCAGGGCCUCAUGCUUGCUAGGCAGGCAUUCUACUACUUGAGCCACUCCACCAGCAAGAAGUAAGAUUCUUGAUCAGGA